Messenger RNA from Dendroctonus ponderosae (mountain pine beetle), 787 nucleotides. Its product is annotated as succinate dehydrogenase assembly factor 2-A, mitochondrial. NCBI's taxonomy places the organism in Eukaryota, Metazoa, Arthropoda, Insecta, Coleoptera, Curculionidae. The transcript is spliced from 4 exons. The record is from RefSeq and is a predicted model, not a curated record. Gene Ontology annotation, biological process: protein-FAD linkage; mitochondrial respiratory chain complex II assembly; tricarboxylic acid cycle. Gene Ontology annotation, cellular component: mitochondrion. Bases 118 to 567 code for a protein of 149 amino acids.
UCUCUGACUUCACAUGAAAAAAUAGGUUAAGUGUUGUAUUUUGAAAAUUCUAUUCACUCAAAAGCUUCUAAAACUUGAAAAAAGGAAAUAAUUGCACCUGUAAUUAAUCUAUAAAUAAUGAACGCAGUUAACAUCUCUAGCUUUGCGAGAGUAUUAUUUGUUCCUCGAGGGCUUAAGUGGGGUGCUUGUGCUCGCAGUUUGUCCGACAUGGUCGUUCAUCCCCCCGAAGAACCGGUCACACACUUACCAAGACCCACAACUAGAGAAAAUGAGGAUUUGAAGCAACGCAAAGCCAGAUUGAUUUAUCAGUCAAGAAAAAGAGGAAUGCUUGAAAAUGAUUUGCUACUCAGCACAUUUGCGGCUAAACAUCUGGAACAUUUCACCCCUGAGCAGGUUGAUACAUAUGACAAACUAAUCAAUGGACCAUCUAAUGAUUGGGACAUCUAUUACUGGGCAUGUGAAGUGAAGGAAAUUCCAGAAGAAUACAACAGCGACAUCAUGCAAUUGCUCAAGCUUCACUGCAAAAACUUAAAUAGAGAGUCUAGAAUUAGGCAACCAGAUUUGUAACUGGUUCUUUUUUUUGUUUUGGUUUGUAAGAGUUUCUGUAUAAUCCCUAAGUGUUGGGUAAAAUGAAAAUCAGACUGAGAUAGUGUAGGGAAAGAUUGAAUUGGAUUUAUUUAUUCUUAAUAUAUAUUUCGUUGAUAAAAGCACAGGGAUGAGCGUUUCAACGUACGUAAAGUAACCUACCUUAGUGAAAUUUUACUAUGCAAUACACAAGUUCAGAGUU